AUGGCCGACUCUUCGUCGUUCUUCUCGUCGGCCUUCUCGUCCGCCAAGAACCUCAUCCCGUUCGCCAAGAGCGAUAAGCCCGUGGAUGCCGUUGCCGAGGCCGAAGCCAAGGAGGCCAAGGACUCUGCCAUCCAGGAGGCUGUCCAGCAAGCGUCUGCUGCCAUCAACGACGUCUUCACUGAUGCCGUCGAGAAGUUGGACGAGGUGAAGGACGCCGUGGUUGAGAAGGUGGGUCAUCUGACCAACGGAGACGUCAAGAAAGAGGAGGAGGAGGCGUCUGUCGAGGAGAAGAUUGAAGCUGUCCAUGUUGGAGUCGACGGAGAUGCUGCCAAGGCCGAGAAUAAAGCCGAGGAGCACGUCGAGGCUGUUCAUGAGGAGGCUAAGGAGGAGGUCAAGGAGGCUCACGUCGUCGUGAAGGGAGUCUUGGCUGACGGAACUCCAGUUGUUGAGGGAGUUGCUGAGGUUGCUCCACACGCGGAGGAGCACAAAGAGGAGGUUGCUGCUGAUGACCAUGCUCCAGUUGCGGAAGCUGUUCAUGUUGAGGAAGUUGAGGUUGCUCCGGUUAAUGUCGAAGAGCAUCAUACUGAAGCUGCUCCAACCCAUGCUGAGGACCACAAGGAGGAAGCUCCGGCUCAUGCCGAAGAGCACAAGGAAGAAGAAGCUGCUGAGGAAGUCGCUGAAGUUGUUCACGUCGUCGCCGCCGAAGCUUCUCAUGAGCACCACGAGGAAGCUGCUCCGGCUCAUGCCGAGGAGCACAAGGAUGAAGCUGCUCCGGCUCAUGUCGAAGAACACAAAGGAGACGCUGCUGAGGAAGUUGCCGAAGUUGUUCACGUCGCCGCCACCGAAGCUUCUCAUGAGCACCAAGACGAAGCUGCUCCAGCUGCCGAAGAGCCAAAGGAGGACCUCCCAGAAGGGGCCCACAUCGUCUUCAAGGGAGUUCUUGCUGAUGGCACUCACAUCGUCGAAGCAGUCUCUGAGAAUCCACCAGUUCAUCACGAGGAGUCUGCUCCAGCGGUAGCCGUCGCUGAGGAGUCUGCUCCGGCCGUCGUCGUUUCUGAAGAGAUCAGUGAAGCCGUCCAUGUUGCUCCGUCUGAGGCUAAGCCAGCUCAUGAAGAGGUUAAUGCUCAGGAAGAGCACAAGGAGGAGGCCGCCGCUCCAGUUGAAGAGGAUGUUCAAGCCGUUCACGUUGAAGCUGUUCAUGCUGAGCCAGAGGCCGCUGCUGAGGUUGCCGCACAUGCCGACAUUGCUCAUGAGGAGGCCAAAACUGAGGAGCACGAAGAAGAAUCCCACGAGGCUGCUGCAAUUCCAUCAGAACAUCAUGAAGAAGCUCCGCAUGCCGACAUUGUCGAAGAAGUCAUUGAAGCCGUGCACGUCGCUGCCAACGAGUCUGCUCCCGCACCAGCUGAGGAGCACAAACAAGAGGAAGCGCCAUCUUCUGAAGAGCACAAGGAGGAGGCCGCUGCUCAUGAUGAGGAGACUGCUCACGUUGAAGCCGCUGAAGUUGUCGCACCUGCUGACAUUGUUGAAGAAGUCAUCGAAGCCGUCCACGUUGCGGCCAACGACUCUGCUCCAGUUCCAGCUGAGCCAGAGCACAAGGAAGAGGCUGCUCCAGUAGAGCUCCAUGAAGAAGCUCCACAUGUCGACAUUGUCGAAGAAGUGAUCGAAGCCGUCCACGAAGCAGUCAACGAGUCUGCACCGGCUCCAGCUGAGCAUUCCGCAGAGGAACACAAGGAGGAAGCUUCUCCAUCUGAUGUCGUGGAAGAAGUAAUUGAAGCAGUUCACGUAGCCGCGAUCGAAUCCGCUCCAGCCGUAUCAGAGCCAGAGCACAAGGAUGAAGCUGCUCCAGCUGAGCACCAUGGCGAAAUCUCACCUGCCGACAUUGUUCAACAGAUUAUCGAGGCCGCACACGGCGAAGCCAACGAGUCUGCACCAGCUCCGGCUGAGCCAUCCGCAGAGAACCACGACGAGGAGGCCGCUGCUGCUGCUGUUCAAGAUGAUGCUGCUCAUGUUGAAGAGGCUGCUGAAGCCGUUGAGGUUGCCGCUCCAGUAGAGCACCAGGAGGAAGCUUCUCCAGCCGAUGUUGUCGAGGAAGUCAUCGAGGCCGUCCACGUGGCCGCGAUUGAAUCUGCACCAGCCCCAACAGAGCCAGAACACAAAGAAGAGUCUGCUCCAGAAGCCGCUGCUCCGUCUGAUGUCGUUGAAGAAGUCAUUGAAGCAGUCCACGUUGCCGCCGUUGAGUCCGCACCAGCCCCAACAGAGCCAGAGCAUAAGGAUGAAGCCGCACCUGCCGACAUUGUCGAAGAAGUCAUCGAAGCCGUCCAUGUCGCAGUCAACGAGUCUGCUCCAGCUCCGGCUGAAGAGCAGAACGAAGAAGCAGCGCCAUCUUCUGAAGAGCACAAGGAUGAGACCGGUGCUCUAUCCGAACCGGCUCAAGAAUCUGCUCAUGUUGAGGAAGCUGCUCACGUUGAAGCCGCUCCAGUAGAGCACCAUGAAGAAGCUCCACAUGCCGACAUUGUCGAAGAAGUCAUUGAAGCCGUCCACGUCACAGCCAACGAGUCUGUGCCAGAUCCAGCUGAGGAGCACAAAGAAGAAGCUGCUCCAUCUCAAGAUCCGGUUGAAGAGGUCGCCGUUGCCUACCACGUCGAAUCAGUUGCUGACGAGCCACAGGCCGCUCCAGAAGACGUCGCUGCCAGCCCGGAGCCAUCUGCCUUUGAGCACGUGAGCGCCGAAGAUGUGCAGCCAGACUCUGGACGUUCCGUCGAAUCGUACCUACUCCAACAGGAAGCUUCGCCAGAAUCGGGAGGCGAGGAGACAUUCGAGAAGGUCGAACAUUCACAAGUCGAGGCACCCACUUCCGAAGAUCCAUCUUCGGAGCCUGAAAUUGUGGAAGACGUUAUCGAAAAGCAAGUCGUCGCCGCAAUUGCUUCAGCUCCAGUAAGUUUUCGUUUCCGUUUCUGUCUUUUCUAAUGAGAGUCUAGUCUUGGCAAGCUCUUAACAAACCAAUCAUCAUCUCAUCUUUCGUAAACUGCCGCUUCGCAUCUUCAUUCUCUUCCAUCAAAAAGCGAAGAGAAUGUUCAUUUUGUUCAAGUGAAGUGUCCAACCGAAAAAACACCUGACUUCUCUCUUCAUUUCAUUUUCACUUUCACUUUUCAUCUUGACAUAGUUAUGUUUGUUGCGUGGGAGCAACAGCUGCGAGGUCACGAGGGCUCUCUGAGCAAGUGCCACGUAACAUGCCACGUCAUGACAAUCGGGAACAUCAAACAUCGGAGUCCACAAUUGCCCCCCUCUAAACCGAAAAAUGAAAUGGUCGACUGCUGGCUGGCUGGCUGGUGUGGUUUUAAUCGCAAACUAUAGGUAAUUGGAGAGAUGGCAAAAGGGAAGGGGGCAAAAGUGCGGCAUUGCUUGAAACCGGUCCACAUUUCACCCAAUAUAUAUAGAGUGCGGUGAGUAGUGACAACACCUCGGCCGCGUGUCAAGAAAUGUUUUGUUUACCUUUUCAACUUAUCACUCUUGGAACUAGGAAGCUUCAUUCAUCCUCUAGAUUCAUCUGGAACAAAUAUUUUUCCCCCGGAAAUCCAAUAUCAUCGCUUCCUUCUCUUGUUGUUGUUGUCGAGAAAAGUUGGGAGAGAGAGAGAAAGAGAAAGAGAAAGAGAAAGAGAGAGAGAGAGAGAGAUGAGAUGAUGUCGCCACGCCCAUAGCCGAUAUCAUUGUGUGAAGGACAGUUUACAGCAGUUUAUAUUGUCGCCUUUUUUCGUAAUGUGUUGGUAUUCUUCGAUUCGGUCGGCCAAUUUGGCGCCAAUUCACUUCUUCUAAACAGCGAUGACAGGUCACAAGUGAUACGGGUUACUGUAGUUGAGUUGACUAGAACUAGAUCGAUUUUUGAUCUAAAAGAUACACAGCCACAAGAAAACAAAUGGUGACUCAUCGGUAUCCGAUUCUAUCCAUCUCUCUCUCUCUUUUCUUCUCUCAUGUUUUCUUCUUCCUCUUCCUCUUCUUCUUCUUCUUCUUCUUCUCAAAACGAUUAAAAAAACACAUUCUCUCUGCUCUCUCCGCCUCGUUUAAAACGCGGAAAAUGGAGCUGUCGCAUUCGUUCUCGUUUUCCAUUUCCUUCCAAUUUCCGGCGCUUCUCGUAAAAAAAUCCUCGAAAAUUGAGUGAGGAAGAAAAAAAGCUAAUUGAAAUGGGCGUAAUUGCAUUUUCGUGCUUCUUCUCUUUGCCAUUCUUCGAAAAUUGGAACUUUGAGAACUCCUAUGGUCCUCGGGGGAUCUACCGUAACCCUUCCAACCCUUCCUUUGCCAACCGACAACUUUUCAGGAGACUCAACCAGAGCAAUCGCCCAAAAAGCCGAGAACUCUCGCCGAAAUGUCGCACGAGUCCGCAUUCGUAAGUUAUCAUCUCAAUUCGUUACGAAACCUGAUAUUGUACAUCCUUUUCUGUCGACACUUUCUCAAUUUUAAUUGGCUUCGCAUCGUGCCCCUCCUCAUAAAAUCCGCCGUCGAAAAACUGAAGGCAACAAAUUCUUGUUUGUUGGGGAGGGGGGGGACUGGCGGGGCGCCGUGAAAUGAAACCUCUCAAGGUCACCAACCACAACAAAAUGAUAUGUACACAUACACACACACACGCGUACAUACACGUACAUACAAACAGAUAAUAUCUACAAACAAGUGACUAGUGAUCUCUUUUUCAGCCAGUUCCAUACCGUAGCAAGCUUGUCGAGCCGUUCGAGCCCGGACAGACGCUCAUUGUGAAGGGAAAGACUGGAGAGGAUUCGAUCCGGUAGGCCUUCAGAAUGCCACGUCAUCAUAAUCUGGACGAAAACACGUUUCAGCUUCACCGUCAACCUUCACAGCAACACUGCUGACUUCUCCGGAAACGAUGUGCCGCUCCACAUCUCGGUCCGUUUCGACGAGGGAAAACUCGUCUUCAACACGUUCGCCAAGGGAGAGUGGGGCAAGGAAGAGCGCAAGUCGAACCCGUACAAGAAGGGCGACGACAUCGACAUCCGCAUCCGCGCCCACGACUCCAAGUUCCAAAUCUUCGUCGACCAGAAGGAGGUGAAGGAGUACGAACACCGCGUGCCACUCUCCUCCAUCACCCACUUCACCAUCGACGGAGACGUCCUCGUCAACUACAUUCACUGGGGAGGAAAGUACUAUGUAAGCGGGCGCCACGGGUAGAUUCGGGACAAUCCGUGUCAUUUCAGCCAGUCCCAUACGAGAGCGGACUUGCCGGAGAGGGACUUGCUCCAGGCAAGACUCUCACCGUCUUCGGAAUUCCGGAGAAGAAGGCCAAGCGCUUCCACAUCAACCUACUCAAGAAGAACGGAGACAUCGCUCUCCACUUGAACGCUCGUUUUGAUGAGAAGGUACGGUAGAAGACGGGGAACGGGCGGCCAAAUGAUUCCCGAUGUUUCAGCACGUCGUGCGCAACUCGCUCAUCAACUCCGCUUGGGGAAAUGAGGAGCGUGAGGGCAAGCUUCCGUUCGAGAAGGCCGUCGGAUUCGAUCUGGAGAUCCACAACGAGCCGUACGCUUUCUCGGUUCGUCCCCACUAUUGUCUCCCUUUAAAUUCCAUUCCUUUCAGAUCAGCGUGAACGGCGAGCGCUUCGCCUCGUACGCGCACCGUCUGAGCCCGGACGAGAUCAACGGACUCCAGAUCGGAGGAGACGUCGAGAUCAGCGGAAUCCAGAUCGCCUAA
Caenorhabditis sp. 36 PRJEB53466 is the source of this 5694-nucleotide messenger RNA. The record is from the annotation of a GenBank genome assembly. NCBI's taxonomy places the organism in Eukaryota, Metazoa, Nematoda, Chromadorea, Rhabditida, Rhabditidae.